Messenger RNA from Lathyrus oleraceus (garden pea), 2268 nucleotides. Its product is annotated as cleavage and polyadenylation specificity factor subunit 3-II. Gene Ontology annotation, biological process: snRNA processing. The coding region runs from base 150 to 1748 and encodes 532 amino acids. Gene Ontology annotation, cellular component: nucleus. Gene Ontology annotation, molecular function: RNA endonuclease activity. NCBI's taxonomy places the organism in Eukaryota, Viridiplantae, Streptophyta, Magnoliopsida, Fabales, Fabaceae. The record is from RefSeq and is a predicted model, not a curated record. The transcript is spliced from 13 exons.
GCAGCACCUACGUGUUUCAAUUCAAACGCAUUUUCCAUCGUUUCCCUUCUCAGCAAGUAGCACUUCCUCCCAAUUUUAAACUACCGUCGUUGCGACAAGUGCAUAGAGCUACUACUGCAAGUGCAAGAAUAGCUUCGUAAAGAGCAUCAAUGGCAAUCGAAACUCUAGUAUUAGGCGCUGGUCAAGAGGUUGGGAAAAGCUGCGUAGUGGUGAACAUCAAUGGAAAGAGAAUCAUGUUCGAUUGCGGCAUGCACAUGGGUUACAAUGAUCACCGUCAAUUCCCUGAUUUCUCUCUUAUUUCACCUUCUCGAAAUUUCAAUGACGCUCUCUCAUGCAUCAUCAUUACUCAUUUUCAUUUGGAUCAUGUUGGAGCGUUGGCUUACUUCACUGAAGUUUGCGGUUAUAGCGGACCGGUUUACAUGACGUACCCAACAAAAGCUUUGGCUCCCUUGAUGUUGGAAGACUACCGGAAAGUGAUGGUCAAUCGUCGGGGUGAGGAAGAACAAUUCACUUCUGAUCAUAUUGCUGAGUGCAUGAAGAAAGUUAUUGCUGUAGAUCUGAAGCAGACUGUGCAAGUAGAUGAAGAUCUGGAGAUACGUGCAUAUUAUGCAGGACAUGUUAUCGGAGCUGCGAUGUUCUAUGUAAAAGUCGGAGAUGCAGAAAUGGUUUAUACAGGAGACUACAAUAUGACACCGGAUAGACACCUAGGAGCAGCUCAAAUUGAUCGACUACGACUCGACCUUCUUAUAACUGAAUCCACAUAUGCGACCACGAUACGUGAUUCAAAAUAUGCUCGAGAGAGGGAAUUCCUCAAAGCUAUUCAUAAAUGUGUUUCUGGUGGAGGAAAGGUUCUUAUUCCAACAUUUGCUCUUGGAAGAGCUCAGGAACUAUGCAUUUUGUUGGAGGACUAUUGGGAGCGCAUGAAUUUGAAGGUUCCUAUCUACUUCUCUGCAGGAUUAACUAUUCAAGCUAAUAUGUAUUACAAGAUGCUUAUUGGUUGGACAAGCCAGAAGAUUAAAGAUACAUACUCCACACAUAAUGCAUUUGAUUUUAAGAAUGUUCACAAGUUUGAGCGGUCUAUGCUUGAUGCUCCUGGUCCUUGUGUUCUCUUUGCCACCCCUGGGAUGAUAAGUGGUGGAUUUUCACUUGAAGUUUUUAAACACUGGGCACCGUCUGAAAAUAAUCUUGUCACUCUGCCUGGGUAUUGUUUGGCAGGAACUGUAGGACAUAAAUUAAUAUCAGGGAAGUCUACCAACAUUGAUAUAGAUCCUGAUACACAGAUAGACGUGCGUUGCCAGAUUCAUCAGUUGGCUUUUAGUCCUCACACAGAUUCUAAAGGGAUAAUGGAUCUUGUAAAAUUUCUCUCCCCAAAGCAUGUUAUACUAGUGCAUGGUGAGAAGCCUAAAAUGGAUUCUCUAAAAGAAAGAAUUCAUUCUGAAUUGGAGAUUCCGUGUUAUAAUCCCGCAAACAAUGAAACCGUAAACAUUCCUUCAACUAACUACGUAAAUGCAGAAGCCUCUGGCACUUUCAUCCGAAACUGCUUGAAUCCAAACUUCAAGUUUCAGAAAUGCAAUUCAGUGGACACACGUGACUCCACUCUGAUAGACAGAAACCUGACGCCCGAACUUCAAGUUGAAGAUGAAAGAGUAGCAGAUGGAGUUUUGGUCAUGGAAAGUAACAAAAAGGCAAAGAUUGUACACCGAGAUGAGGUUUUGCUCAUGUUGGACGAAAAGAAGCAAGAGGCUUAGCUUACAUAUUUGUGUUGUUUACAUAUUGGUAAAUGGCGGUGACUCAAUAGAUCGCCCAUUUGACAAGAGCUCUUGAUUUAUGUUCUUACGUCAAAAGCUUAAUGGUGACAACAGUUCUGGAGGAAAGAAUCAAUACUUUGGAGAAUAUCUGCAAAUGCAGUCAUUAUGCAUCAACAGAUGCCAGACGGGAAGAGGACCAGUUAAACAGAACAGCAUGUGUUGGAAUCAAUGCACUUUUCUCCUAAAGGAGUUUUAUUGAAAUAGACUUGAGCUGCAAGAACAUGGAGCAUUUGAUUGUGUCUUGCUGGGUGGCCUAAGCAAGAUUCAGAAACUAUGUGCUCAUAAUUUAGGCUCCCAUAUUUAUGAUGCUGGAGAGGAAAUUAUGUUAUAAUUGGAGCAUUUUUUAAGUUAUGUAUAAUAUUUGUAGUCAUUUUUGUUAGAUAUUUAAUUGGGGUAAAUCAAGAAUUAUUGAUAGGUGGUGUACUGUUUUUUCAAUGAAUCGUAUUUCAUUUUGGUUUUA